Molecule: messenger RNA, 2445 nt
Organism: Candida tropicalis MYA-3404
Lineage: Eukaryota; Fungi; Ascomycota; Pichiomycetes; Serinales; Debaryomycetaceae
Gene: DOA4
Product: ubiquitin-specific protease
Exons: 1
Coding region: 1-2445 (814 amino acids)
Biological process (GO): protein deubiquitination
Molecular function (GO): cysteine-type deubiquitinase activity
Source: RefSeq, a predicted model, not a curated record
AUGCCAUUUAAAUCAAGUCCAACAUCUGAUUUAGAUCAGAUAGCCCUUAAACUUACUCAUAGAAUUAAAUCCAAUUCCCCUACGUUCCAACAGUUAUUCAAUAUACUUAUGGACUUGUUGAAGUUAUUUGACAACCAAAUUGAUAUUUUGAAUUUGAGAGGAUAUUGUGAUUAUGAAGUGGCGUAUGUCACAUAUAACACAUGUAUUCAGGUCGUGGAGUUGAUUAAAUCAAAGACUACUCCCAGUACCAUGGAUAUUUUGACAGGACUACAGCUUCAGACACGAAAGAGAGUGAGCACGUUUAAAACUAUUAUUAGCCAUUUCAAAAAAUCUGAUACCAAGGAAGAAGAUCCUUUAGUCAAUAGAUUUAAAUCAAUAAGUGGAGAAACAUCUCAACCAAAUCAUAUUCAAGAUCAAGUGUUUCGAGAGUGGAUAACUGCAACUGAACUACAACAUGAAUUAACGAAAAGAAGAGUAUUACUAAUAGAUUAUAGACCCCAAAAGGACUAUUUGAACAACCACAUAAAAUUCAAUGAUUUGGUACAUAUUGAACCUAAAAUAGUUGAAUCAUUAGCGGAUACUGCAACCGAUGAAGAAUUGGAGAAGUUAUUAAAAUCAUCAGUACUCCACGAACAAUACAAAAAAUUCUUGGAUAGACGCAAAUACGAUUUGGUAGUGAUAUACAAUUAUAACUUUGGAUCGGAAUCAAGUGAUAGAUUUUCUGGUAUAUUGGAAAUAAUAGGAAAAACUAAUCCCUUUAACAAGCUCGUCAAGAUUCUCAUGAAUAAUAAAUAUAUCAGUUCACGAUUGAAAGUAUGUCCCCUGUUUCUUUCGGGAGGAGUCUUGAAUUGGUAUAAAGUCUUUGGAGAUAAAUAUUUGGAAAGAACAAUAGUACAAAAUGGGGUUGACAAAGCUUCUGAAAGUCAAUAUUUAACAUCAUUCAGUGAUUAUGUAUCUAGCGCCACUAAAGAAUCACCUCCUCAACCACACCAGAAAUUGCAAAAUGGAGACUACGUAAAACCAUCGCAUAGAAAAGUGAAUCAAUUUGAUCCUGUCCCAGUUAAGAGUGUAUCAAGUAUAUUUGCAUCUCCUAAGGUUGAUGUGAAAUCAACACCAAGUUCCUCGGUUGUAUCAAUCCCUCUUCCAUCCACCCCUAUAGUAACCACACCAACUACUUUGCCUGAUGUUCCCGAAAAGAAAUCGUCUAGUCCUAUUAACAAAGAAGUUACUAUUUCCUCAAAGAAAUCACAAUUUCUUGAACUGUAUACCACUGGCUUAGUUAAUUUAGGAAAUUCUUGUUACAUGAACUGUGUUGUUCAAUGCCUAGCUGCAACACCUCAACUUACUUCAUUCUUUUUCCCGACAAUCACAGAAUCCUUUUCUGAUCAUUCUUACAGACAACAUAUAAAUGUAAGCAACAAAUUGGGUACAAAGGGUCAAUUAACUACAAGUUUUGUUGAAUUAAUCUUGAAUAUGCUUAAUAACAACGAAAGGUCAUUUAGCCCUUCCAAGUUUAAAAAGAUUAUGGGCUCCUUAUCUCCCUCGCAGCAGUUUCUUACUUAUGAUCAACAAGAUUGUAUCGAAUUUUUAAAUUUUCUUUUAGAUGCACUUCAUGAAGAUCUUAACAAUGUUACAAUUACGGACCCUCAAGAACGUAAAAUGAUUACAGAUUUAAGUCCAGAACAGGAAAAGAGUAGGGAGAUAUUACCAGUUAGAUUAGCAUCAACAAUAGAAUGGGAAAGAUAUCUCAAAUUAAAUUUUUCAGUGAUUGUUGAUUAUUUCCAAGGACAGCAUUUAUCACAGUUGAAAUGUUUAGAAUGUGGAUUCACUUCAACUACUUAUAAUUCAUUUUCAAUUCUUUCAUUACCUAUUCCUCAAAAGUUAAACAACGCGGGCAAAGUUCUGUUAAAUGAGUGUCUUCAGGAAUUUGUAACUACAGAAUUGUUAGAUGAUAAUAACAAAUGGUAUUGCCCAAGAUGUAAGAGAUUUACAAAACUGACAAAGAAAAUCGCCAUAACCAGAUUACCACAGGUGCUAAUAGUGAAUUUCAAUAGAUUUAAAAUGACAAGCACUGGUGGGUUUAAUAAAUUGGAGACAUUUGUCACCUACCCGGUUAAUGAAGUCUUGGACAUGACGCCAUAUUGGCCAGAUGUUGGAUCAAAAAUUAAUGAAAAUAGCACUAUGUCUAUUGAAAAGGAACAAGAACUAUUAAAAUCUUUCCCUGUGAGAAACCAGACACCUCCAUUCAAGUAUAAGCUAUUUGGUGUUGCAAACCAUUUUGGUAAUUUGACAACAGGUCAUUAUACUGCUUAUGUUUAUAAACAUAGUGAUUCUAAAAAGAAACGAAACUGGUGUUACUUUGACGAUUCCAAAAUCACCUUCAAUGUUUCACCAUCUCAAGUGGUCAAUAAAAAUGCCUACUGUUUAUUCUUCCAAAGAGUAUAG